CUCGUCCCCUCCUCCGUCAGGCAGGCAGGCUUGCUCUCUCUGUCUGUACAGGCGCAGUGUGUACAGCUCGGCUGGCCUCCCUCCGCACUUGAAUGGACUAGAUUCCCAGCCACGUAAGAAGCACAGCGGCACCACGGGAGAGGAUGUCCUGCUGAAUCGAGGGAUUGGCCUGGGAAAGUCGGCCGGCCGUCCCUUCCUUCCUUCCAUCAGAUUUAUAUCAGCAGACACUCAAGAAAGACGGCACUUUUAUUCCGCAGGACCGGACCAGCAGAAAGAGAGAGGACGUCGACUCCCGCACACAAAGAGCCACAGCAGUCUUUUUUCCGGAUGGGGGUUUCUCCUUAUGUGAUAGAUGACAAUCAGCGUGCAUGGAUAUGAUCCCGGGGAACAAGGCCGUGCACUGACCUGGUACUAGUUAGCCAAGGGAGCUAACUAGUUAGCUCUGCACCUGCUAGCUACUAAUAGUCUAAAAAGUCAGCAGCUAUAAUUGGGCUGGAAAGUUGCUUUAUUUGUUUCUAUUUUUGCAUUUCCCCCUUGCCUGACAGCUGUGUCUUAUAAAUUGUUUCCGUUUUAUGAAACGUGCCAUACCGUUAACCGGCAAGAUAAGCUAGCAAGACGAGCUGCGGGUUUACUCUUCAUUCAUUUUAAAAGCUAACUUUUGGCAACCUUUGUUGCAGUUUUGUUCGCACUUAACGUCAGUGAAGCUGCAGCACGUCUGUGCUAAGGGGUUUCAUCCAGCUUAAGUCAGUAAUUCUUAAUUUUUCCUUUACCCCAGUCUCAUCCAAUGAAUGGAAAACAAAGGGGUGCAAGUGAGCAGUAAAAAAAUCAGAGACCAAUUUUAGUUGCAUGAAAUCCAGCGAGCCAGUUUUGGCUGCUCAGAGUCUGUUAGAUUUUGCAAAGGCAAGGUGCAUUUAAAUCUCUUAUUUUUUUUGUAUUUUUUUUUUUUUUUUAGAAAAAAUUUAUUAUUUAUUUUUUUACUUCAUGCAAGCGUAACAGAAGUACUUGGACAGAUUGUCUUUCUGCACAACGAAGUGUUAUCCCGACAGAAGAGGAUAAGAAGAACAAGGAGGAGGAAGGCCCCCGAUUUUGUGGAGAUAUCGCACUUAUUCCUCAUGAACAUACAGAGGUCAAAUCCAAUUAACAUUUCACGCUAUGGGAGAUCGCGGCACAAAGCGCACGAUUUCGAAGAAUUGUCUUGUUUAAGGACUACAGAGUCUCAUCAGAGUUUCAGCCCCAACCUCGGGUCUCCCAGCCCGCCGGAGACCCCGGACUCCUCGCACUGUAUCUCCCGCAUCGGGGACUACCUUUUGUUGGAGCCGCUGGAGGGAGACCACGUUUUCAGAGCCGCCCACCUGCACAGCGGGGACGAGCUCGUAUGUAAGGUUUUCGAUGUGGGCCGAUACCAGGAGUCACUGGCGGCCUACUUCGCCCUUGGCCAGCACCAGCACAUUAACCAAAUCCUGGAGAUUUUGCUUGGGGAGACGCGGGCCUAUGUGUUCUUCGAGAGAAGCUAUGGCGACAUGCACUCUUUUGUCCGUACCUGCAAGAAGUUGCGAGAGGACGAAGCUGCCAGGCUCUUCUAUCAGAUAGCCUCGGCUGUGGCACAUUGCCACGACAACGGACUGGUUCUCCGUGACCUCAAACUGAGGAAGUUUGUCUUCAAGAAUGAGGACAGAAGCCUUGUGAAGCUGGAGAGCCUCGAGGACACGUACAUCCUGAAUGGGCACGAUGAUUCCCUGUCAGAUAAACAUGGCUGCCCCGCCUACGUCAGCCCCGAGAUCCUCAAUGCCAGCGGCAGCUACUCGGGGAAGGCAGCUGACGUCUGGAGCCUGGGCGUCAUGCUUUAUACCAUCCUCGUGGGGCGCUACCCUUUCCACGAUGUCGAACCCGGCUCGCUGUUCAGCAAAAUCCGCAGGGGCCACUUCAACAUCCCAGAAACGCUGACGCCCAAGGCCAAGUGCCUGAUCCGCUCCAUCCUCCGUCGGGAGCCGGCGGAGCGCCUCACCUCUCGGGAGAUUCUGGAGCACCCGUGGUUUGCCUCAUCCGGGGCGCUAGGGGGCACUGCAGUGCACAGCAGAGGGGAAAGGGAGCAGGAGCAGAUGGUGCCUGAGGUGAACAUGGAAGAGGAGCUGGAGCAGUUCUUCAGCUGAGCAAACACCAAGCACAAACGGACGACUCCGCCACGGUUGGCUCGCCAAGCUCGCAGCAGAG
This is a messenger RNA of Pundamilia nyererei, 2211 nucleotides long. It is a transcript of the gene trib2, whose product is annotated as tribbles pseudokinase 2. The coding region runs from base 1113 to 2150 and encodes 345 amino acids. NCBI's taxonomy places the organism in Eukaryota, Metazoa, Chordata, Actinopteri, Cichliformes, Cichlidae. Gene Ontology annotation, biological process: regulation of MAP kinase activity; positive regulation of proteasomal ubiquitin-dependent protein catabolic process; protein phosphorylation. Gene Ontology annotation, cellular component: nucleus. The record is from RefSeq and is a predicted model, not a curated record. Gene Ontology annotation, molecular function: protein kinase activity; ATP binding; mitogen-activated protein kinase kinase binding. The transcript has 3 exons.